Messenger RNA from Uranotaenia lowii, 9110 nucleotides. It is a transcript of the gene fwd, whose product is annotated as phosphatidylinositol 4-kinase beta. The transcript has 12 exons. Gene Ontology annotation, biological process: phosphatidylinositol-mediated signaling; phosphatidylinositol phosphate biosynthetic process. Gene Ontology annotation, cellular component: membrane; cytoplasm. Gene Ontology annotation, molecular function: 1-phosphatidylinositol 4-kinase activity. Lineage: Eukaryota; Metazoa; Arthropoda; Insecta; Diptera; Culicidae. The record is from RefSeq and is a predicted model, not a curated record. The coding region runs from base 1758 to 6482 and encodes 1574 amino acids.
GAGUGAAGUGGAGUGAAGAGCUCGGAACGACUGGCCCUGUUAUUGAUGGUGUGCGUGCUCUGUGUACAGAGAAAAUCGUGAAGCAGACAUAUUCCUGGGCUGGAUUUUUCAUUGCCUUUCAAGAUUGUUGCAUUUUUCGAAACUUCCAAAGGGAGCUAUCGAGGUUGAGAAUGUUUAACGAGAAGAUAACAUACGUAAUCGCGGAAAAAGUGUUUUCAUCUGAGUAAAAAUGUACAAAAGAUAAGCUUUUGACAAGCGUUUAGUGAGAUGUUUGAGGCCAGAAAAAAAGAAUGUCAAAAUCAGCUCUAGUGUAAUCCCUGUUGUGGGAUUACGGAAGGCCUUUCAAUGGUGUCAAUGUGUGCGAGAGUUGGUGUAAAUCAAUGCUGAAAAGAGUGCAUUUCUCGAAAUGAUUGGAAUGCCGCAAAUUUCAAUCGAAAGCUAGUUAUUCCUCGAAAACCAAUUACAAAGUUAUACGAUCCAAAUAACAUCGUACCUAAAUGGGAUUGUACAAAAAUCCUGCAAAUAAUUCGAAGGUGGUCAUUGCAUCGCCCUUUUGUUGGUGUAGAAUUUUGUGGUGAAUUUCGAUCGUGGCGUGUCCAUACACAAAACAGGAAAAUAUUUCUAUCGCUGUGUGAGUGAGACGAAACGAAAAGUUUGAUUUCGAUGGUGUUGAAUGAAUGCGAAAAGCCAAAGCAUUUCCCCCUCUUCUGACCAAACAAGAAAAGGCGAAUACGGCGAACAAAGAGGAAUGGUGUAAAAAUAUUACAAAUGGGUGUUCGAUGAUUGAAAUCCGAUGAAAUCAAGGAAAAAUUAAAGCGGUUUAGUGGAAAAAAAAGUGAAAGAGCGCAGCAGCAACUGAAUUGUGCAUUGUGAUUAAUCUCUCGAUGAUCGUGAAUGUGCCGCAGCAACAACACAAGAAAACCAUUUAAUUGGCCCGCGGUCUGAGGAGGUAAAUAAAACAGAAGGAGUUUAAUUAUUUUCGAGAGCAGAUUAAACAGUAGGAACAAUCUGCUGGAACCGAAUAGAAAACGAAAAUCGCAAAAAUACAGUGAUUGUGCAUUAACCUAUGUUAGUUUAAAGUGAAGAAGCAGAAAUCGAUUAGCUGGAAUAUCUUCAUUUACCACACUAGGUAGAAUUAACAAAUUUCUGUCGUUUAUAAAUAAGGUGCAUUCUGUAUGAGGAGCAGCUGGAUUUGCGUUGCAGAACCAGAAGGAGUUGACAGAAAGCAAGCAGAAUUAAAAAAAAAAAUGAAUCCCAUAACCAACAACAUUUCCGUCGCCGUCAUCACUCGUUAGGUUGACCGCUUAGAGUAAACACACAAAAACCAUCGCGACGCCGUCUAUCUAUCUGGCUAGGAGCAGCUCUUCUGUCCCGUUGAAAACCGACGGAAGCAAACGGAAGUGUUGUGAUAGGGAUGGCCGAAUGGUUCGGUUGUUCCUGCGACGGUGCCGGAAAUAAGUUGGGGAUGAUGCUUUCGAAGAGCACUAGUGCCGGAUGGAUGGAUUCCAUGAUGAUGAAGAUUAACAGCUGUUAGAUUGAUGAUACUAUUAUCUUUUGUGGUGUAGCGUGUCGAUAGGAGUAGUAGAUUCGGUCAGUGUUUUUUCGGUUUUGUUUUUGUUUUUGGAAACGUUAUCGUGAUUCGACAACGACAAAGCUAUUGCCGGAAGCUGUUACGGUUUUAGCUCUAGAGUGUGUGUUGUGUAGUGAACGACGGGGGGUUUCCGAAUGUAUCAGUUCAGUAGUGUUGUGGUGUGAAAAUGAAUUCCGUGUUUUCCGCGUUCAAAUCCUCAGGCAAGCACGAUGGCAAACAAAAGUCAUCCGGCGGCAAGAAGAUCGCCCAGGAUCCGCCGACCAGCUACGAGAAGCUGCGGCACAUCCGGGAGAUCAGCAGUAGCAAGAUGAACAGUCUGGUGGUUCUGGAUCACCAGCAGGUUGAGCCGAAUCUUUCCUGCGCCACCACUCCGGUUCAGAGUCCUUGCAGCGAUAAGAGCCUGGACCACCAGGACGUACCAAAUGGCGGGGUGGAUCAGGUCGAUAGGGCCAUCCCGAUCGUAACCGAUUAUCAAAGUGUGGAUCCAACGGAACCACCGGCAACGAGCAAGGCUGACACCACGAGUGAUAGUAUAGCAGAUAACCUAGUAGUGAGCAAACCUCCAUCGGGGGCGGCAGCUGUAGCUGCGGCCGCGGCAGCCGCAGCAGCUGCAGCAUCAAACGGCGACUCCAACGUAUUUGCCGUUCCGGCUGCCCCGACGUCAACCAUUCCGACCAACAACGGCAACAGUAGUCAUAGUAGCAGUAAUAGUAAUGGUAGCACCAGUAGCACCAACCAGUGGAACGUUGUCAGUGCCAGCAGCCGGUUCCACAAACCGAGGCUAAGCCUGAGCAACAGUCUCGGCCUUGGCGGUAGCAGCCGGAGCUGUAACGGUAUCGGCAGCAGUAAUGGUAGCAGUGUUGCCAUCAGUAGUAGCAGCGGAAGCAACGCGAUGCCUUCGGUUCAUGGGCGGGGUGCCGGUGCUGCUGGUGGGCCCGGUGGCACCAAUCCCGGCGGGACUGCACCCCAAAAGACUCGACUGUCAACGCACCAAAGAAAUCUUAGCUUAGAUUUUAGGUCAAUGGGAAUUCUUUUACCUCCAGUGUCACAAGUGACCAAUACUCGAAUCAACAUGACCCAACAUCACCGGAAUCGAAGUCUGGACAGUGCUCUUCAACGGAUACCUGAGGUGGAAGUAUCGUCGCCAAGUGCCGAAUCGGAGAACACGUUGUGUACCAAUUCAAUCCUCGGUACCACCAUGUGUACCAAAAUCAUUCAGUCCUCGUCCACGAACCCGACCAAUACGCCAGCCAUCACGGGUCCCCGGUCGUCGGCGGUGGUCAACGGAAGUUCCGCUGUUGUUGUAACGACGACGGAUGCAGCAGCAGGCAGUAGUAGUUGUAGAAGCAGCAGUAGUAGUAGCAGUAGUAACGCAAACAGUAGUAGUAAUAACCACAACUGUGCAGCAGGGCUGGACGCGAGCGGAGCUGGAUCUACGCUUGUACCUGUAUCACGGAAAGCGAAAUCGGAAAACGAAUCUCUCGUUGUUAAGGACAGCGAAAGUAAAAAGAGGGAAGACUUGACAAGCCUGGGGUCGGACGAUUCGGGUAUAAUUUGCGGCUCCGAACCGGAUCACACAUCGCUGUCGCGGAUUCGUCGCUCCCGGGAAAGCCUCGAUUCGGGAGAAAUCGACCCAUCGGAGGAGGAGUGCAUCGAGAUACUGGAGACGACCUCGAUGGACGAGGAGUACGGCAUGCUACAGUCCGAUCUGUGCUUCUACCCGGUGAGAACCUUGACCAGAAACGGUAGCGGAACUGGCGAUGGAUCAUCCCAACUGACUAAACACAACGGUUCCAGCACCGGUAGUAGUAGUAGUAAUAAUGACAACAGUGCCAACUACCCUUCCGGUGAGGAGGAUUUGGAGUCUUCCCCGUCAUGUCCUGCUAACCUUAGCGAUAAAAUUCGCUAUCGGGAUCAGAACAUGAACAAGGCUGCCAUCAUUCUGGAGAAGAUUUGCGUGCCCAUCGAAUUCGAGGACGGGGCUGGGACGACGACGGGUGGCAAUGAAGAAGCGGACGACGAGGAUGAACUGGAUGCAGUGACCCCAAUCGUGGGGGAGGACAGGACCAUCGUCGGAGAAGCGGAAGUUGCGACUCCGCUGGUUGAAUCACCUUCAGCUACUAAUGUGCCAACUACUACGAAUAGUACUACCAGUAAUCAAAAGAGUGAUCAAAAGAAUGAGAUCAUAUUUCGGAACUUUUUCGGUGCCACCAAGAAUGCCAUAUUUCGAACUGCUCAGAGUAUAAUCGAUAAUCACGAGAAAAAGAAUGCAAAGAACAAGGAAAAAGAUGAAGAAAAGGUAAAAUCACCGACGGAAAUCUCCAAAAAACGUGAUUUUAGCGUUUUGCGCUCAAGAAUGCGAGGAAAGGACCCAGCAAAUAGCAAUACUUCAAAUCCUAGUGGUGGCAACACCGUCCCCAAUAGUAGUACCACUAGCAAUACCCUCAGCGCGGAACCUCAAGACGCAGCAGCUGAACCGGAGGUGAAAAGUCUUUCUAAAUCGUCCUCAACUAGCUCCCUUAAAGUUCCGGGAGUAGCCGUUGCCGCCAGCCUGAACCCACGAGAAGUGAUCGAACCUCAAAUCAAAACCGAGCGGGGACAAAGUGGUCUGCUAAGAUUCUUUGAGUCGCCGGUUUUCAACAUCCAUUUUGCCGUCCACUAUCUGUUCUACUCCAAGGAACCAGGAGUCUUGAGCUUUAUAGGCAAUAAAAUUUUUAGUUUUCCUGAUAGUGAGGUGGAUCUGUACAUUCCUCAGCUGAUAAUUAUGUACAUGCAAAUCGAAGAACUGUCCGAAGUUCUUGACCCGUACCUGGUGUACCGAUGCAGAAGAUCGGUAGAUUUCUCUCUCAAGUGUGUAUGGCUGUUAGAAGCCUACAACUUCAACAUGGACAUGAGCAACAGUGUCAAUACGAUUCGAAAGCAUUUAACGUUGCUCAAAGAGCUGUAUCCGAAGCGUGAACGCCGACAACAUCUGAAACCGAUCGAGCCGGCUCCAGCAGUUGACACCGUUAAGAAAACUCAUCACCGAUCCCAAUCCGAUGCCACCGGUUUGAUGGGAUCGUUUUCCCUAAACCCCAAACUAUUUCCGGUAAUUCCGGUUCGACCACUCUGUCUCGGUGAUCUAAGCACCGGACGGGCAUUCGACAAUGGCUGUCUCUGCUUUGAAUCAGUCCGCGGCACGGUCAAUGAUUUGCUUGGCCAACAGACGGUCUGCUCAUGCGGUGCCCCGAAACUUACCCCGGAAAAAGAAUUCAUGAAAGCUCUUAUCGACAUCGGAAGAAUGCUUACCUCCUUGCAAACCAAGAUGGAAAAAACCUCCCAUCUGAGGAUACUACUCAACCUAAUCAACAAGAAUCUUCCCGCACGAGUCUGGCUUCCUUUGCACUCCGAAAUUCCCCACCACGUGGUUCGAAUAACCGAAGAAAAAAUGGCAGUCCUCAACUCCAAGGACAAAACCCCGUACAUCAUCUACGUCGAGGUAGUUGAAGUCAACGACAUCUACACGUCCCCUGUGAUUCCCAAAAUGAUGCCAACGCUACGGCACACCAAAAGCGAAGAACGGCUAGACACCAGCAGUCCUGCUGGAACGACAGCACCGAUUGCCACCAACAAUCACCACCCUCAUCCGCCUCUGUGCAAAUCACGAAGCUCCAAACUGUCGGAAUGCUCGACCAGCGGAGCGGUGGGCCCCGCUGAUCUACCGUCCCCAUCUGCCACCGGUGCGAGCAGCAGUGGCAUCAACAACCACCACAACUUCAGCACCAGCCCGUACGAUUAUCACAUCACCGAUGACGACGUGUGGUCCCAGGAAGACGACGACAUUACGGCGCAAUACCUCAACAUGCACAAGCGCCAAUCGGAACGGGACGCGAUUUCGCAGUUUUCGAUCGACUCGUACGAUUCCAGGGAACAAGGAACCCCAACGUUGUUCAACAUUGGUGAGGUUCGGAACCGACACUGUGCCAAUCUCUACUCGGAGAAUACCAAACCAUUCCGAAACGAUCCGGAGGAUCCGUCGGCAGCAGUUUUAAAGGAACCUUGGCACGAAAAGGUUAAACAGAUCCGUGACUCCUCUCCCUACGGGCACCUUCAAAGUUGGCGACUGCUUUCGGCGAUCGUCAAAUGUGGUGACGAUCUGCGGCAGGAACUGAUGGCGACACAACUUUUGGAGAUGUUCAAGUUGAUCUGGCAGGAAGAGAGCGUCGACCUGUGGGUGCGACCCUACAAGAUCGUCUGCCUGUCCAAUGAUUCCGGGUUGAUCGAGCCAAUCUUGGACACCGUGUCGCUGCAUCAGAUCAAGAAGAACUCGAACAAGAGCCUGGUGGAUUAUUUUGUGGAUGAGUACGGAGGUGAAAUGGAUUCCGAGUGCUUCCAGACGGCGCAGCGCAACUUCAUGCAGUCCUGUGCGGCGUACUGUUUGAUAUCGUACCUGUUGCAGGUUAAAGAUCGACACAACGGCAACAUUCUACUCCACUCGGAUGGGCACUUGAUCCACAUCGAUUUCGGGUUCAUUCUCAGCAUUUCUCCAAAGAAUUUAGGAUUCGAACAAUCGCCCUUCAAGCUAACUCCGGAGUUCGUGGACGUGAUGGGUGGUCCAUCUUCGGAACUGUGGCUCGAGUUUAAACAUUUACUACUGGAAGGUUUGAAGGCAGCUCGCAAACACAUGGACCGUAUCGUCAACAUCGUCGAAAUCAUGCGAAGCAGUUCCCAACUACCGUGCUUCAAGAACGGUUGCUCAGCUACGACCAGCAACCUGCGCAAGCGUUUCCACAUGAACCUCACCGAACAGGAGCUGGAACGCAAGGUCGAACAGCUGGUGCAGGAUUCGCUCAACUCGUUUUCGACCAAGCUGUACGACAGCUACCAGUACUUCACCAACGGCAUUUUGUGAGAGCGAUUCUUCAUGAAAAUUUAAGUGAAUCCACACCUUAUGUACCGUGUGUCCGAUUUGCGAUGGACAACUCAUGGAAAACAAUUGUCCAAAAAAUGUUUAAAAAGAAGAAAAACAAUUUAACAGAGAGAAGUUGAGAAAAAUAACAAAGUAAGUACAAACAGUUUCUAUCGGUGUUUCCAUUUUUCUCUCCCUUUGAUUGACAUCACCAUUUGGAAACUGAGAAACUUGAUCGGACUUCAACUUGGGACGAUCAAUGUUUGAUGAACGAACAUGAAGUGAAUACGAUCGAAACCGCGACACCUAGAGGUAGAUAUUAAGGCCCAGAAAGGCCUAUUUCUUGUAAAUUCCCUGUAAAUAUAACUUGAAACCUAGAUCGACAUAGUCUAGCUGUAUAAAAAAACCGAGAUUUUUCCGUGAAAAAUUUCAAGAGAAAAAGAAAGUUUUAUUCUGAAUCGUAACAAGUAGGUUUUGUACAUAGGCUACCGAGUACUGUUGUAAGUGAAACCGCAAAAGAAUGAAAACAAUGCAAACAAUUUAUUGAAUCCCCUCUUCUAUCCAUUUAGACAGUUGAGAUAAAAAAAAACAAACAUAUUUUCGGUGGUGUAUAAAUAAAAACGGAAAAGUAACAACUUCGCGCAUAUUUACAAAUAAAUAGUCAAAAGAAAAACUGAAAAUCAAGACAAAAAAAUUAUCUGUUAACUGAGAAAUCUAUAUAUUACUUAUACGUUUAUCCUACCAUGCUAUUUGGUUGAAAUGCAUUUGCUUCGAUAACUUUAAACUUAUCUACAUCUAAUAUCCUCUGAAAAUCCGUUUGUUCGGACGCGGAUUAUUUCCAAUAGCAAACGGAGUGUCAUAAUGCUUAAUCAAAAUCUUUUAAUUUGAAGUUCCAAAUUCAUUAGAAGAAUUCAAAAUCGAAAUUCGGAUCGAUGUUCCCAAAUUUAUGAAGUCUGUAAUUGGCUGGUGCCACUGGAAGAUAAUUUCCGUUCGGAAACAAUUCAGUUCUUACACUUCCACUGACAUAACCGGAGCGCGCUAAGCUCAGCCGAAAAUAAUCGUGAGAGACGAAAAAACUAUAAUCAAAAGCUACUUUCCAUAAGCAAAGCUCUAGAUUAAAAUUAACUUGCUUAUCCCUUAAAAUACGAGAUGGCGUGGUAUCAAAUCCUCGAUCGGAGAGCUUCUCUUUCAAGAUGUGUUAAGUUGAUUGUUGCCUGUAUGAAUAUGAAAACUAUUGAACUACACAGAUCAGCCAAGUUACUUUGCAAGUUUGCUAGAAUUUUCCGAUUUAUUUGUUUUCGCAAUCGACUGCAGAAAGUUCGUUGUUGCUCCGAUGUGUAAAUAACUUUUUCACUUCUUAGUUUCAACGGUUGGUUAUCAAUUUUGCGGAUUCAAUUCUAAACGAGGGAAGCUGCUGCGAGUGAUAAAAUCCUCCCGUUUUUUUUAAAUAUUCAACCAAAAAGGGCUGAGAAACUUAUAGUCAUACCAACGUUUUAUAGUUACAAAGAGUAAAAUCAAAGUCCAUAAGCUACAGAAAACUGUGAGAAGAAAGAACGCAAGUAAAAAUUCAUUCUUUACUACCGAAACGGAUAUACUCAAUCGAUUCAAGUGGAAUACUAAAAUAGUAAAAAUUUACCCUAACAAAAAAAAAAUACUCGUGAUUCCCGCGAAGGGUUUUGGAGAAUCACAAGGUCUAGAAAAAAAAACUGCAAGUUGCAAUAAAAUCAAACGUGCGAAUCAAUAGAUAUGAUGAGUUUAUGCUACUUUUAUCGCUAUCCUUCUCUCUCUCACAUACAACUUCCGUUUACAUAUUACUUAUAUCAUAAGCCAACUAAUCAAACAGAAGCAAAAAAAUUUAAGAAAACUAAAUCGGUCCCAUGUUUCCAUUGUUAAUUGAUGAUGGAAUUAGGAUAAUUUUUCGGAAACAUUCGUAAUAAAACGAAAGAUGGCAAACAAGAAAUUAAAAAAAAACACAUGGACGAAGAACAAGUCUUAAAAAAAUCUUAGAUAGCUUUUUCAUAUUAUUAUAUACAUUUACGAAAAGUAAACCAACAAAAAAAACCAUUACAUUAAAACCGAUUCAUGAACGAGUGUUAAAUUAACCAAGUUAGGCAGAUUGGUUUCGAUCGAUUUAAAUUAUGAUGCGUGACCUUCAGAGGGCACGCAAAAACACUUUUUUGGAUCUAUUCUUUAAAAAAAAAUUAAACGGUAUAGGAAAACGCAAUGAAGAAAAUCAGAAACUCUUAUAUAUUUAUUAUUAUUAGGGUGUAAUCGUCGACGGCAAAAUAAAAAGGCAAACGCGUGACACGCAGAAUCGUACCCGAAUCCACACACAUUUGAUGGAGACUUCUUGGAAAUCGAAUGUGUUUAAAACUUUAAAAAUUCAAGUAAGCUAAAGAUUCCAGUGUGGGGACUACAAUAUAUGCCAAACAAGAGAAGAAAAAAAAAACCAGAAAAACUAGAAAGAUACGAACUUUAACUUAAGGAAAUUAUAAAACUACUAUCACCAAUUGCAGUCGAGCGCGCGCGAGAGAGAGAAACAAUUGUGAAAGGAAUCAUGAUCAUUAUUAACAUUAUGUAAAACAAAAAAAAAAAUGAAGAAAAAUCAAAUCAAUAAAUCCAUAAUACGUA